Molecule: messenger RNA, 2490 nt
Organism: Mytilus trossulus (common blue mussel)
Lineage: Eukaryota; Metazoa; Mollusca; Bivalvia; Mytilida; Mytilidae
Exons: 1
Coding region: 198-1208 (336 amino acids)
Source: RefSeq, a predicted model, not a curated record
UGAAAAUUUGAGGAGACUAAAAAGAGAGAAAUUUAUAUCCUCCAGUGUAAUAUGUUAUGAUAUAUUUUGAAAAUUUAUUAGACAUUAUGUGAAAAGAAUAUUAUAUUCGUUCGAACAGAUUCAUUUAUGACCAAAGAGUGACUUUUGCUAGAUUUUUCAUUUAUAUCUGUUAUAUAUUGGAGUUCACAACACACAAGAUGGCUGACCAGGUAAUUAAAGAAAAACAACAACAAUCUAACAUUGUCAGUUACUUUAAAAAUACACCAAAGCAUAGUGGCAAAAGAGACCAACCAUCUAGUAGUCCUGAUAAUACAUCCCCGUCAAUGCAACAAGUAGACAAACUUGCCAGACUUGUCAACCUUGAUACUUCACUCAGUGACUCUAGCUUGCCCAAUUCUGAUAGUACUGAGAAUAUCAUAUCAUCUGUUGAAAAAGAAACGGUUUUUAAAUUAUCAGAUGUUGUAUGUGCUACUCUAAAAAAUCAAGAGUUUAUGGAUUCCAUCAUCCCUCUUAUCACAGAAAAGGUCAUUGAAAUGGUCAAACCCAAAAUUGUCCAGAUAGUUGAUGAAUGCAUGCAGCCUCACUUGCUAAGUAUUAAACACAACAAAGAUGCUCUUAUUCUUAAAGACGUAGAACUUAAUAAAUAUAAAGAGGAAAUGAAAAUGUUAAAAAACAAAUUAGACAAGGUCGAGGCCAGAAUUGAGGAACAGGAACAAUAUUCGCGAAGAACAAGCUUGCGAUUUCAUAAUGUUCCAGCUCCAACUGACGAUAAUGGUGACAUAAUUAAACCUAUUAACACUGAUGCACUUGUACUUGAUAUUUGUAAUAAAAAUCUCAAAUUGAAUUUGAACACAAGAGACAUUGGCCGGUCCCAUCCAAUUGGUGAAAUUAAAGAUGGCAAAAUUGCAAUCAUUGUACGCUUCCUGUCAUACCGUCAGAGACAAUUAGUCUUCACCAGCAAGCGUUAUUUAAAAGGAAACAAAAGCAAAAUUUUCAUUGCAGAAAAUCUCACCAAACACAGGUAUGAUCUGCUACAUAGAUUAAACACUUUGCGUGAAAAAGAUACCAUACACUCCUUUUGGACACAUGACGGGUCCAUACUAGUAAAAACAACAGAACAUGCUCGUCCUAAAAAGAUUAGUUCAAGGCAAGACAUUUACAGACUUGGUGGGGAAGUCCUUGAAGGUGAUGACCUGAAUGAGGAUUGACAUUCCGUUACCAUCAUAUUCUUAUUUGUUUUGUCUGAAUAAAGUUUACAAAUUCACAAAUUUACUCGGAACUGUAUGAUCUAGUUUAAUACUAUGUACAAUAUGUAAUAUGUCAAUAUACUAUUUCAAGAAAGUGUCUAAAUUAGUAAGCACUAUCCGUAUUUACUUAAUUUUUAACAAUAACUGUUGUAUAAUACACGUGUUUAGAAACACGUGGUAGUGUUUACAUACACUAAAAUAAUACAUCUUUGGCAAUGUCAAUAAGUUUAAAUUCUACUCUAUAUCACAUGAGUGAUAAUCAACGAAGUGUGUUUUAUAAAAAAAAAAAUGUAUCACGUGACACUCGUUACGGUUAUUAUGUCCAAGCUAAAUUUAUAGUAUAUCUAUCUUAUUUGACAACAAUAUGCAAAUCAGUUCAUUUCAACUUUCGAUAUAAUUCAGAGAGGCGCAUUAAAAUUGGUCACUUAAUUUGGAUUAAUUCAUCAAAGUUCGUUAUUACAGUAUCAUUAACACAAAAUCUUUGUUAAAAAUUCAGCUCUCUGAUAUUUGCAAUACCAACAUCGUAUAUUGACGAUGUUGAAAUAUUGCUUUUUGUACAUGUACAUAUUUUUCUUUUUUUCUUUACUUUUUCUUUUUCUGAAAUUCAUGAAGGGUCAUUCGAAUUAUAAUUGUCCAUGCUAUGUAUCAUGUUUUACAAUGCAGUCCUAUAUUGUUAUCCUUUUCUAUUGUAUUGUAUUUGAUAAUGGGUAAUGAUAUUGUAUCGUACAGGAUAACAAUAGGACUGUUUUAUCACAAGACUAGUUUGGGUUGUUUGAGAAAAACAGUUUACCGGUAUUGUUUUUCCUUAAAUGAUAUGCUGGCAGAAUUAAUAAAGAUGAUUUCAAGAUUUAAACUUAGUAUACGCAAUUUAUAUAGAACUUGUAGUAAUUUGAUUGCUUUUUAUAUAGUGCUUUUAUGUUUAUUAUUAAUAUGUGGUGACAUUGAACCGAACCCGGGUCCUGAACGCACACACGAGUAUUCCGAGAAAACAUUGUCAAUUUUCCAUUGCAACAUUAGAAGCCUUAGAAAUAAACUGAACUAUAUUGCCGAUAUUAUUGAGGAUUAUGAUGUAGUAUUUUUCACAGAAACACAUUUAGACUCUAAUAUUACUGAUUACGAUAUAUCUAUUAUGGGGUUUGAGACACCAGUUAGAAAAGACAGAAAUUCACAUGGUGGUGGUAUUAUCAUGUAUUUUAAAAAUUACGUUCACAUAAUCCGUCGACAAGAUUUAGAGCAUGAUGAA